AGGGCCGGCCUCAGUUAAAGCUGUGUGUGCAUACCGGCAAAUUCGUUGACAAAUUAAGUAAAAAAUUUGAGCUAAAGGAUCAGUGUUCGCUUCGCGAGUAAUAUACACGUGCCUCGUAUAAGUUCACUUUCGACUGGACUCUUGGCCAACAAUCACACUUACUCGUCUCUCAAGUCAUACAUCGAAAACAAUUAAUUUUUUACUGAUGUUUCUCUACUUAGAGAAUAAAAUUUAAAUCGUUCUCAAGAUCGAACUAUGAAUUCUUUUUUCGAAAGAAAAUUUAUAUUCGAGAUGGAGUGGGACUGACUCUGAUUCCUUUAUAUUCGAUUAUAAUUACAAGGAAGUAAGAGAAAGAAAUUAACAAUGCCAGCCUGUACUAGUGAAAACGUUUCGAGGUUUUGGUCCUCGAGUCCACCGAUUUCCAGGAGCAAUAGCGUAUCUCCUCCGAUACCUAGUUCACCAUUGUCUACGUCGCCGCCUUUGAUAUCACCGAUAUCUACUUUGAAACGAUCUGUAUCGAAUGUUUCUAAUCAUUCCAAUGCAUCGAACAUCUCCCAGUCAUCGAACAAUUCGGGCACACCUACUGUCAUAUUUUCACCGAAACGACAGCAGCAACAUCAACAACACCAACAGAGGUUGCAGUUAAGCUAUCAAGCUCAGCCAACACAAGGACAGGAUCAUAAUCGAAAUGACUCGUUGCUACUGAAAAUUUUCUCGGUGUACAUAGACAUGUUAUACGUAGUACUUCAAAGUAUCAUCUGCGUAAUAACUUAUGCGAUCUGGGCGCCAGCACUCGGGGCAUCUAUUUGGGUUUACAUGCUAUGGCUAAUUUUCCAAUUUCCCUUGACCACUUUCAAAUGGUUCCUAACCGUGCUCUAUAUCCCGGUUUCGGAGAGGACUCGUACUAAACGCUGCGUUCUUAUUAGUGGUGGAAGCACGGUGCAAACAGUUCAUUUAGCACGAAACUUCUAUAAAGCCGGCGCUAGAGUGGUGAUCUGCGAAUUGGAGGGUUUAUUCAGCUUGGCCAAGUUCUCAACUGCGUGCUCCAAGUUCUAUACGAUUCCAAAACCAGGACCUGGAAACGCGAUCGAGUACAUCAAAGCGUUAAAAGACAUUGUCCAAAAAGAGAAGGCUGUCUAUUAUAUUCCGGUGAGUGCUAGUAACACGGCCUACUAUGACGCCUUGGCGAAACCUUACCUGGAGACAAUGGGUUGUGAGUGUUUCGUGCCUGGUGCCAGUGAAGUGACAACUCUGGACGAUCCCUUGGAACUUUUGCAAAGAUGUCAAACAUUAGGUCUACCGACCCCCUGUCAUGUCGUUUUACGCUCUAUACAAGAUGUUUCGAGAAUGUACGAACAGAAUGCGUUCUCCACUGGAAGAUACUUGAUGCUAGCUGCAGGACCAGUUGGAAUGAGAGAUCGAAACAAGAUGAUACUGCCUCCGACUAUAAGGGAAUUCAGAAACCAGCAGUACGAGAUUAGCGAAAGUAAACCUUGUAUAGUAAUACGUGACCCUGGCGACAGACACUAUAUUACUUGCACUACGGUGAAGGAGUCGAAGAUCGUGGCCAACGUGACUUGCUUGGUGGACGAAGAGCGAGGCUUGAUACCUGAAGAACAUCCGGAAAUAAUGGAGUGGCUCGACAGAUUUUUCGUUCGGUUGUUUAGUACCAGGAUCAAUGGGCACUUGAGCUUCAGAUUAGCCGUAACGGAAGAAGGAGAACUAGUGCCAAUCGGCUGUCGAGUAGGCGUUAGCUUACCCUACAUCUGUCACACGGGAAUUCAUCCUCGAUUGGUAUGGAAACCCUGCAGACACUUCUCCAGACAAAAUUCAGGAGUCUUGACUACGUCGGACAGGCAUUUGCUACCGAAUGGAGCAUCUUAUGCACUGAAAAGAUUAGCGGGAGAGACCGUUCCUCACCUGUUGGGCACCGUACUCGACAAACGAGAAGCUCUUUUCGCUUAUUGGGACCCACUACCAUAUUGUGCCUACUAUCAUCUUCAAUUACCAUUCAGACGCCUCGCAGGCAUAAUUCGAGCACAGCCAUCGCGUAAACGGAGUCAGAGCAAAAGAAAACAGAAUGGAAUGGUUGAGAAACGAGCCUGCAUGAUUUCAAUCGAUUUCACGAAGGCAGCCAGUAUUCGGAGAUACGGAUCGAACGAACGAAUUCUUGUGCUUGAAAAUAGAAAAAUCGAACUGAACGAUACAAGGGAAGGGAGGAUUCGUGCGGGAAAUCUAUAGAUUUCAAAGGUCAAGUUCAUCUUUAUCGAUAAUAAAUACUGCUGAAAUCACAAACAAAGUGGAUGUGAAUUGAAAAAGAAGAAAAUGAACAGGCAGAAGAAAAUAUACACGUUCGAAUCACGUGCCGUUGCUGUUAGACAAACCACUUUUGCGCGCUGCAAUUUAACGUAUGUUCCUAUCUUCAUAGACUGCUAUAGUGCUGAGAAAAUUAAGUGAAAAUUUCGUGUUUCGCAAAUGUACAAUUAUAUUGCGUGUACAGUGGACACACAUAUCUUUUCUCGUAUUCAAUUCGAAUUUCUUUUUUUAUUUCUCUGCAUCGAUGAUUCGACGGUGAACUUUACCUAGUAAAUAAGCAUGCGUGCAUACCUACAUACAAACACUAUUAAUAUAUUUUAUAUUUUAUAUUUCAUUCAUUACACAUUGUUACAUCAAACUCGAUAAAUUAUAAAUAAUGUUAAUUGACCUAUUAUUCAUACUAAGCGGAUAAGAGGAUGUUGCGACGAUUCUCGUUCAAGAGCGGGUUGGUUUACAAACUUUUUUCUAUUUCUCGACGAAUACCGAGAUGCUGCAGAAUUUCUGUAUAUUUAUAGUAUUUGAUAUUUUGUAAGGAGUCGAAUUAACUAAAAUUCGUGUAAAUACUCGUGAGCACAUUAUGAAAAUAACGAACGUAUCAAUAAAAGUUGUUCAGAACGGAA
This is a messenger RNA of Bombus pascuorum, 2936 nucleotides long. RefSeq lists its product as uncharacterized. Lineage: Eukaryota; Metazoa; Arthropoda; Insecta; Hymenoptera; Apidae. The record is from RefSeq and is a predicted model, not a curated record. The transcript is spliced from 2 exons. The coding region runs from base 364 to 2241 and encodes 625 amino acids.